Messenger RNA from Solanum tuberosum (potato), 4395 nucleotides. RefSeq lists its product as uncharacterized. The record is from RefSeq and is a predicted model, not a curated record. Gene Ontology annotation, molecular function: DNA binding. Bases 105 to 3692 code for a protein of 1195 amino acids. Lineage: Eukaryota; Viridiplantae; Streptophyta; Magnoliopsida; Solanales; Solanaceae. The transcript is spliced from 5 exons.
CUACCAAUAGAAAGAAGUUCACAAAACCAAGCAACAGUUAAAAAUUCCUUGAAAAGUAAAAACAAAUCGAUCUUCCCUCCCAAAACUUUUACAAUUCUUUUUUCAUGGCUUCCGUUACCGUCGAUUCUUCUUCCGCCACCGUCCCUGACGGCGCACUUCAAGCAGAAUCAAUCCCAACCGUUGAUCUCCGACUCCUUUCUCAAUCUGAACUUUACUCUCUCUCCCUCUGUUCCACCGCUGCUUUCAACCCUUGCCGGGACGACGAUGUCAUUAUCCCUAAAAUCGACCGUUCGGUUUUCAAUGAAUCCGCUGGGUCCCGCAAACAAACCUAUUCCCGUCUCCGUCUUGCCCCCGCUGCUGCUGCCUCUGCUUCCUCCUCCGCCAUCCGUAGCCGUACACCUCACCUCCGUAAUUCUCCUCACCCUCUUCAGAAUCCAUCUCCAAACAAUGGCCCAGCGAAUUCGGAGAGUUCCCAAAUCGUUAUCCUUCUUAAACAACUAUUUGGUUCGGGUACUCAAAAGAACCCUACCGAUUUGGUACCUAUCCGGGUUGAUUAUUCCGAUUCCUUAUCUGUGCCCUCGCAUGUGCCUGUUCCCGGGCUCGAAUUGGCCAAUGUGGGUUCAGUUGGGCAGAAAAGGAAACGAGGUCGGCCUAGGAAGAAUGAGAAUGGUGUCCGGGUGGCUGAGGUUAAAGUGGAUGAGGUAGUGAAGGACAUUGUAGUUUAUCAAAAUGUGGAUGAUAGCGAUAAAGAGAUCAUGAAUAAGGAUGGUAUACCAGUGGAUUUGGCAGUUCUAGGAGCAUUGGUGGAUCCGUUUGGCCUAGAACUGAGGCGGAGGACAGAGGGGUUGGGGAGUGCAGAGGAGUUGUUAGGGUUUCUGGGGAGAUUGAAUGGGCAAUGGGGGAGUACGCGAAAGAAGAGGAGGAUAGUGGAUGCAGAUGAGUUUGGGAGUGUGCUGCCAAAAAGUUGGAAGCUUUUGCUUUCUAUUAAGAGGAAAGAAGGCCGUUCAUGGUUGCAUUGUCGACGCUACAUAAGCCCUAAUGGACGGCAAUUUGGCACAUGCAAGGAAGUCUCUUCAUAUUUGCUAUUUCUUCAUGGUGAAAGGAAGGAAAAUCUUCCAGCAUAUGCGAACGGCAGUGGAACUGUUGAGAUCACCAAUGCAUGUGCUUUGGUUAGUACUUCAGAUCUCAGAAUUCAAGAUGGUGGCAAAAAGGAAAGCUCUGUUUUUCAUAACUCAUCCCCUGCUGUUGGUCAUGGGGAGUUGCAAGUUCUAGUGAAUUUUGGAGAACUAUCGGAGGUCCAAGUAGGAGAUCUCUUGCACUGUGACAAAUGCAAUGUGACGUUUAAUAAUAAGGAUGAUUUAUUGCAGCACCAGUUAUUUUCCCAUCAGAGAAGGAGAUCUAGAAAUGGUGGUCAAUCCAUUACUGACGGGGUAAUAAUUAGAGACGGAAAAUUUGAAUGUCAAUUCUGCCACAAGACAUUUGAAGAAAAGCAUCGAUACAAUGGUCAUGUUGGGAACCAUGUUAAGAAGCAGGUAAAGACUGUGGAUGGAUCGCUUCCAAUCAAAUUGGGAGGGGGUGUUGAACCUGUGGUGCCUAGCGGAGCCAUGCUGAGGGAUCCCAUUAUGCAGGAUUCAGUUGUUUUGCCGAGGAACUUGACAGAAAAUGCUGGUGUAAUUACAGAUGCCGGUGACAAUCCUGCACCAACUAGUAAAAUUCAGGAGGAGGAUCACAUGGAGACUGACGAUAAACUAGAAGCUGAAGGAACCAGUAAUGGUUGUCAUAACCAGGAAGGGAGUUCUGUGAGCCGUUCCCCUAUUUCAUCGAAUGAAAAAACAUGUGUGGAUAUAAGCAAAGUAAUUGUCGGCUCCAACAUAGAAGUACCUGAACAGGAAGGUUUACUUUGUUCAAAUGACAUUGUUGAUUCGUGUGGUGUUAGUAUGGAAGAUGGCAAUUUUUUCCCUACAGUGGAUGAGAGCAAAGUAGAUGGUAGGUCUGUAGAUACUGAGUCAACAACUGUUUUAUGCAGUAAUGCCAGUCUGCCGGGUGGGAAUAGUUUGAUAAAAGCCAGACAAAUUCCACAUACUGAAGAUCACUCAGGGAAGAACAUUGAUGAUCUGAAUGGUGUAUCCUUUCUGGCAGAAACAUCUAAAGGAAACAGAGAUUUAAAGAGCAGCACAGGUACCCCAUCUUGUGACAAGGAAGGAUCCACUGUAGAUUAUGUCGGAGUUCUUUCUGGUUGCGUAGGUGAGCAUAAACCUAGUAGCAUGAUGUCUGAUAUGGAAAAUAAGGAGUGUGGCAGUCUUGUUGAUUCAAAUGACAAUAAGCUGAUUAUGAAAGAGGACAAUCAUGCAUUUGUUCCACAUCCAGAUAAACAUGUAAAUACAGCUGAAAGAGAUGUGGUUGAUGUUUCUGCUUGCAUUCUAGAGGAGCUUGGACAGAAGAAAGGUGAUGAGAGUAGUCUGCUUUCUCCGGCAUGUGACAAGAACAGUGAGGUUGAAUCUCUGAUUUUUAAUGAUUUGAAAACAAGUGCAGAUGAGCCCAAGAUUAGUGAGCUGCAGAGUGUUAGAAGUAAUAUAGUGGGAUUUACUUCUAGUGACAAUCAUGCUGUGAAAAAAGUUGCUGCCAGUGACAUAGAGAAGGAAAAAAGUCUUGCAUUCUCCCCGCUUUUUCCUGCCAUGAAUGCAAGGGCAUCAUGUGCAGAAGAUGACUAUACCAAAGUUUACCAAAGCACACUGGAAGGUAAUGAUCUGCAAAGGUCUGCAAGUGCAUUGUUUUCUACAACCAACGUACCAGAAGCUUCUACCAAGGAAUAUACCAUGCACAGGAGCUAUAACAACUCUUUGAAAGAAUCUAAAUUUGAUUGUCUAGAAAACCCUAGACAUCAUGAUCUAAAUGUUGUUUUCGACAAUUCUCAUGUGGAUCUAGGUGUAAAUUUGAACUGCACAACUUUCCAACUUGGCAUGGAGGAAACAUAUGGUGUUCAGGAUAAUCUCCAGAAAAGAUUGGAGACCGAUAAACAUGGAGAAGUAGGGAUUGAUUUAAGGGAUUCAUCUUUCAAGGAAAAAGCAGGGGAUUUUGGAAGUAAUUUCAACACCGUUUUUCAUAGUCAGUUGUGGAAUGAACACAAAUUAGAUGAAGUUGAUAACUCUGGAAAGAAGAUCAUUACUAGUUUUGGUUGUGGAGAUGCCAAACCUAAUGAGGAUGUCAUGGCUGGAAGUAUUUGGAGAGCGGGUGUAGAAAAUGUCAUGCAAGGUGGCUCAGCAGACAAUUCAACCUCAGUAGCGCAGUCAUCUAAUUGUUUCCAGACUUAUGAUGUUUUGUCAGAUAAGGUUCCCAAUCUUUUUGGAGAGAAUGAGAAGUAUGAUGGCAACACUGGCUUUGAUGGGUUGAGCUCAGACAGAAGUGGACCAGUGGAAUAUAGUUUCAUGAGCACACAAAGUUCAAAUUCCCUUCAAGAAGAGCCUCGAGUUUUACCUUACGAUGUGGAUAUAGAACAAGGAUUUAAUUCGUCAUUUUGGCUCGGAAAAGACAAUUUAAUGCCAAAUUUAGCUGGCAGUAAUCAGGUGACUAUGGUAUGCGUUUGGUGCAGAAAUCUGUUUUAUCAAGAUUCUAACCAGUUAGAAGCUGGUUCAAUUGGUGCAAUGUGUCCAACCUGCAGUGGAAGUACUGCAGGGCAGUUUAGCUUUAUGUAGCACUUGUUAUUGAACAUAGAUUUCAGACAGAGGAUUAGGUUAAAGGGAGGUAUUUUGUUCAUCCAAAACUGGAAAACAAUUAGAAACUCCAGAUUGAUGUUAGUUAAAUUAGUAGGUAACCUUCCCUAUUCUUUUGACUGAAAUAAGUCAAACCACCAACUGUGUCUUAGAGAAGAUAAUGAGAUUUUUAUCUUCUUUAGUCUUUUUUUUUUUUGAAUCAAUGUAGUCCCAGUUAUCUGUUAUACACAACAUGGUAGGAUCAGGAUCCAUCAGUCGGACCAAAACAUUUCACGAUUUUUAGAUUAUUAGGUAGUUGCUGAAUGUGUCUCCGAUUUGAGUUGUGGAUGGGAGAAUAUGAAGAAGCAAUUUUGAUCGGUUAGCAGCAGCAUGAUGGAGGAUGGAUGAAGAAGCUAUUUUUGAGAUCAGUUUGCAGAGAUGACAAUGAUAUCCUCCCCUACCGGUAUCUCAUUGAGAUUCUUCUUUCAAGUGAUUCUAUUACUGUUUACUACUUUGGGCAUUUUUAAGUUUUCUGGUAAAAGUUGGUUUUUGCAGCUGUGUUCUAUGUUUUGUAUUUUUGCCUUUUGUUUACUUAUUAGACAGGCAAACACAUUAGUGUUUAGGUAAUGCAGCUUAGCAAGUAAUGUGAUUCUAUACAAUGCUCCCUUGACUGACAAGCUUGGAUAUUAUUAGGUUUGAAAGUUCC